Python bivittatus (Burmese python) is the source of this 1422-nucleotide messenger RNA. RefSeq names its product interleukin enhancer binding factor 2 (gene ILF2). Gene Ontology annotation, biological process: positive regulation of DNA-templated transcription. Gene Ontology annotation, molecular function: DNA binding; double-stranded RNA binding. The record is from RefSeq and is a predicted model, not a curated record. Lineage: Eukaryota; Metazoa; Chordata; Lepidosauria; Squamata; Pythonidae. Gene Ontology annotation, cellular component: catalytic step 2 spliceosome.
UGAUACGUCCAGAGAAGACGACCCGCGUCUCCUUGCCCUGUUUUGAGCUUGAAGAGGCGUUGGAUUAGCUGAAUACAAUGGACCCUUCACCUGAUCUUGCAAGGGGCGACCGAGGCCGUGGCCGUGGCGGACGCUUUGGGUCUCGGGGAGGCCCUGGCAGCGGGUUCCGACCUUUCGUGCCUCACAUCCCUUUUGACUUUUAUGUGUGCGAGAUGGCUUUCCCCCGGGUGAAGCCAGCCCCUGAUGAAACUGCUUUCAGCGAAGCCUUGUUGAAGAGAAACCAGGACCUCGCUCCAACAUCUGCUGAACAGGCUUCCAUCCUCUCACUUGUAACUAAGAUCAACAAUGUGAUCGACAAUUUGAUUGUGGCACCAGGAACGUUUGAAGUGCAAAUUGAAGAGGUUCGCCAGGUGGGCUCAUACAAGAAGGGGACCAUGAUGACGGGCCACAAUGUGGCGGAUCUUGUUGUGAUCCUAAAAAUCUUGCCCACAUUGGAAGCCGUUGCCGCCUUGGGGAACAAAGUCGUGGAGAGCCUGCGGACCCAGGACCCCACAGAAGUGCUGACCAUGCUCACCAACGAGACUGGCUUUGAAAUCAGUUCCGCGGAUGCGACAGUGAAAAUUCUGAUCACUACCGUGCCCCCCAAUCUACGCAAGCUGGACCCUGAGCUGCACCUGGAUAUUAAAGUGCUGCAGAGCGCCCUGGCCGCCAUCAGGCACGCCCGCUGGUUUGAAGAAAACGCCUCUCAGUCCACGGUGAAAGUUUUGAUUCGCCUGUUAAAGGACCUCAGGAUGCGGUUCCCGGGCUUCGAGCCCCUCACGCCGUGGAUUCUUGACUUACUCGGACACUAUGCAGUUAUGAACAAUCCCACCCGACAGCCGUUGGCCCUCAACGUCGCCUACAGGCGUUGCCUUCAGAUCUUGGCCGCAGGGCUGUUCCUUCCUGGGUCGGUCGGCAUCACUGAUCCUUGCGAGAGUGGAAACUUCCGAGUCCACACGGUCAUGACCCUGGAGCAGCAGGACAUGGUCUGCUAUACAGCUCAAACCCUUGUUCGCAUUCUCUCUCACGGAGGGUACCGGAAGAUCCUCGGACAGGAGGGAGAUGCCAACUACCUCGCGACUGAAAUGUCUACCUGGGAAGGCGUGAUUGUGACUCCAUCAGAGAAGGCUUACGAGAAGCCGCCGGAAAAGAAGGAAGGGGAAGAGGAGGAAGAGAACCAGGAGGAGACAGCUACUGGAGAGGAAGAAGAAAACAUGGAAACUCAAGAGUGACUUGGGCCCUCAGUGGAAUUCUCCACGCCUAAAACUUGAUGGAUGAACGAGCCGUAGGAUAUGACCAAGCCCCGUCCUCCUCCUUUCUGUUAACUUCUUAUGUCUUUGUUUUUAUAACUCUUACCAUUAAAAUGGUGUGUUCCUUAUAAAA